Fusarium keratoplasticum is the source of this 627-nucleotide messenger RNA. RefSeq names its product ADF-H domain-containing protein. Gene Ontology annotation, molecular function: actin filament binding. Gene Ontology annotation, biological process: regulation of actin filament polymerization. Gene Ontology annotation, cellular component: plasma membrane; cortical actin cytoskeleton; site of polarized growth. The transcript has a single exon. The coding region runs from base 187 to 627 and encodes 146 amino acids. NCBI's taxonomy places the organism in Eukaryota, Fungi, Ascomycota, Sordariomycetes, Hypocreales, Nectriaceae. The record is from RefSeq and is a predicted model, not a curated record.
ACCUUUUUCACUUCUUGUUUGUUUGGUUCAAGGCCCGUAAUUAUCUUGUCUGCAUUGGCUUCUGAUUCGGCACCUGCGAGACACACUCACACAACAAGACACAUCCCACCACCCACCAAACCGACCGACCGGAUCGAUCGAUCAAACAACCCACCACCCCUUCCAAUCUGUCUGCGGCAGAGCAAAAUGUCUGGCCUCGACGCUCCUGAAGUUGCCGCCGCCUACGAUGCCGUGCGAUCGGACAAGGAUGAGACCAACUGGCUCCUCAUCUCGUACGCAUCAGCCGUGGGCAACAAGCUGAGCCUUACAAAGACGGGCACGGGCGGUCUGUCCGAGCUGGUGAAGGAGCUGGACGACGGCCAAGUCCAGUACGGCUACGUGCGCGUCGAGUACGCCAACGACAAGGAGAGCACGCGCGUCAAGUUCGUGCUCGUGGUCUGGAUCGGCGAGAACACAAAGGUGAUGCGCAAGGCUAGGGUCAGCAUCGAGAGCGGCGACGUCAAGCGUCAGCUCGCGCACCACAGCAUCGCCGUCACCACGGGGGACCGCGGCGAGCUGGACGAGGGGGACAUUGUGACGCGGCUGAGGAAGGCUGGCGGUGCUGAUUACAACGGAGGACGGGGUUGA